AUGAAUUUCGCGGGCUUGUCUAGUACCACCGGUUUCAACAGGCUCGACCAAUACGCGAAUACUGAAUCUUUCGCCCGAAAGAGCCGGGCCGCGGUGCGCGUCGUUCGUCCCCCUGUCGACAUCGCGGCGGACGCGUCGCUCGCGGCGUACCUCCCGUUGUUCCACGCCCUCUCUCAGAUCAAGCAGCAGCAGCAGCAGCAGCAGCAGCAGCAGCAGCAGCAGUCGUUCGCGAUUUCCGCUAUUGAUUCCCCGUCGCGCGAUAACAACGCGUGCAGCCCGCGCCUCUCCAGCGUCAGCCACGCCACCAGCUCUCACAGCAAGACCAUCCCGGCGAGUCGCGAAAUGCUGUCUUUUGCUGCGGGCUCUAGGAAACACGCGAACAGCGAUACCGAGGUAGCUUGUGGCGCCAACGCUCUGCUCACGCUCCGCGUCGCCUCCGCGUCGUGCGCUGCGGAAGAGAGCACUGACAACAACGCCGUUUCCGCCGACGCGCAACGCUCGCAAAACCAUGCCGCUCCUGCGUCCGCGUCGCCCAAGCGCAAUUUCGUGGAUUUAGACCUAAACGCCUCCCCCGACGCGCAACUCGAGGUGGAGCAGAAGAGCGCGUGCACCGCCGGAUCCGCGGAGGAUGAAAAGCCGCAAAAGCGGAAGCGCGGCGGGCAACAACCGAUCAAGACUUGUCCUAAAUGCGGGAAGCAGUUUUCCACGGGCCAGGCGCUCGGGGGACACAUGCGGAAGCACUGGGACGGCCCUCUAAACGUUAAAACAAAGCAGCUCUUGGCGCACACUAACGGCACGAGCGUUAGCGAGACGUCGGAGCUUGUUGUUGCGGCUCGAGUGGCGAAACAUAGGAAGAUCGGCGACAGUGGCGAUGUGAAAGGCGAGAAGAAUGUGAAGGGGGACCCUGACCUCUCCCUUAGUCUACGUGGGUCAUCUUUCCAUGCCCCCACCCUGAUGAGAAAAGCCCUCAACACAACCACACAUGCUGUAGGCGGAUGA
Molecule: messenger RNA, 999 nt
Organism: Closterium sp. Naga37s-1
Lineage: Eukaryota; Viridiplantae; Streptophyta; Zygnematophyceae; Desmidiales; Closteriaceae
Source: the annotation of a GenBank genome assembly